AUGUCUUUUGGCGGCUACAGUUCCUAUGCCAAGUCGAGGCAAUACACGAUCUUCGCGUUGCUGAUCCUGCAAACGGUUGUAAUCCUCUGCCGCUGGGUGUUUCUGCUCGACAUCCUGGGCGGGUUCAUUAUGGCCAUCGCGACAGGCUUCGGCUGGUAUGCGUACAAGGAGGAGUUGAAUGGUACCUUUCUGUGCUACUGGGGGCUCAUGUGCUUCAUCAACGGCAUCUUUGAUCUUGUGAAAUUCAUUGACUUCUGGGUCCAUUCUCCGUUCCCUCUCUUUUCCAGCAAUAUGCCUUUCAGUUCGAACCUACGAUCCGUGAUCUUGAUCCUGGUCCCCAUUGUCACACUGCCUGCAGCCCUUAUCGCGUGGUACAUAUACAAGGAUGCUGAGAGUGGAGGCCAUGACAUGACAUGGCAUAGCAAUUGCGUCAGUUGCGUAACAUGA
This is a messenger RNA of Symbiodinium natans, 447 nucleotides long. Lineage: Eukaryota; Dinophyceae; Suessiales; Symbiodiniaceae. The record is from the annotation of a GenBank genome assembly.